Molecule: messenger RNA, 2392 nt
Organism: Panicum virgatum (switchgrass)
Lineage: Eukaryota; Viridiplantae; Streptophyta; Magnoliopsida; Poales; Poaceae
Product: DNA polymerase eta
Exons: 14
Coding region: 254-2158 (634 amino acids)
Biological process (GO): response to radiation; error-prone translesion synthesis
Cellular component (GO): site of double-strand break; replication fork; nucleus
Molecular function (GO): DNA-directed DNA polymerase activity; damaged DNA binding
Source: RefSeq, a predicted model, not a curated record
UAGGCUGUUCUAAUAAAUGGGCCUUUUGUAGUUGUCCAUCCAUCUUCUUCCUCUUGCCAAAUGACCCCCGCCGGCUGCCAUGGCCGCCGCCGACCGGACCUAGGCUAGGGGUUGCUACCUCCCAGUCCGACCUGCCGUGGCGCUUGUUUACUACCCACCCUGUCAGCCGAAGAAAGGGGAAGGCGGAGGUGAGGGCUGACCGGCUGAAGCAGAGUCCAGCGGUUAUUUUUAACCCCGUAGAAGAGGAUAGGGGAUGCCGGUGGCAAGGCCGGAGUCUCAGGAGCCCCGGGUGAUCGCCCAUGUUGACAUGGACUGCUUCUACGUCCAAGUGGAGCAACGGAGGAACCCAGCACUCAGGGGCCAGCCGACCGCCGUGGUGCAGUACAACGACUGGAAAGGCGGCGGUUUGAUCGCUGUCAGCUACGAGGCUCGCGGGUUUGGUGUGAAGAGGUCCAUGCGUGGAGAUGAGGCAAAGAGGGUCUGUCCUGGUAUUAAUCUGGUUCAGGUCCCUGUGGCGCGUGGCAAGGCCGACCUUAAUCUCUACAGAAGUGCUGGCUCUGAGGUUGUUGCAAUCCUUGCAAGCAAAGGGAAGUGUGAGCGGGCAUCCAUUGACGAAGUUUAUCUUGACCUUACCGAUGCCGCAAAGGAAAUGCUCUUACAAGCUCCCCCAGAUUCACCAGAGGAGAUUUUAAUUGAGGCAGCAAAGUCAAAUAUCUUGGGCCUUCCUUCUGAUGCCAGUGAGAAGGAAAAGAAUGUGAGGGCAUGGCUUUGUCGACCGGAUGCUGAUUACGAGGAUAAGUUAUUGGCAUGUGGAGCUAUAAUUGUUGCACAGCUACGAGUCAGAGUUCUGGAGGAAACCCAAUUCACAUGCUCUGCUGGGAUUGCUCACAAUAAGAUGUUAGCUAAACUUGUCAGUGGAAUGCACAAGCCUGCUCAACAAACAGUUGUCCCUUCUUCAUCAGUUCAAGAUUUUCUAGCAUCAAUACCUGUGAAGAAAAUGAAACAGCUUGGUGGUAAGCUUGGAAGUUCCUUGCAGGAUGAUCUUGGGGUCGAGACCAUUGGUGAUCUUCUAAGUUUUACAGAGGAAAAGUUACAAGAGCAGUAUGGUGUAAAUACUGGAACAUGGCUAUGGAAGAUUGCUAGGGGCAUUAGUGGAGAAGAAGUUGAGGAUCGUCUUCUACCGAAGAGUCACGGCUGUGGAAAGACAUUUCCUGGACCAAAAGCACUGAAGAACAGCGCUUCUGUCAAAGGCUGGCUGGAUCAACUUUGUGAGGAAUUAAGUGAACGGAUUCAGUCUGACCUGAACCAGAACAAGAGAAUUGCUCAAACACUCACUCUUCACGCCAGAGCGUCUAAGGAAAAUGAACGUGAUUCAACGAAGAAAUUCCCUUCUAAAUCCUGUCCAUUGCGCUAUGGGACUGGGAAAAUUCAAGAGGAUGCAAUGAAGCUAUUUCAAUCUGGCCUUCACGAUUUUUUAGAAUCUCAAAACACUGGAUGGAGCAUAACAUCUCUUUCAGUUACUGCAAGCAAAAUAUAUGAUAUACCAAGUGGAACAAGCUCAAUCUUGAGAUACAUUAAAGGUCCUAGUUCUGCUGCAUCUCCGGCUAUACCUGAUUCUUCAUCUGUACCGGAGGAUCCAUCCCUCGAUAACAAUGUAUAUGGGAUGCCAAUUCAUGAAGAACAAUGCGAGCCAUCUAUCUCAGAGCAAGAAGACGGUAAAAGAUAUUCAGGGAUUUCAGCCAAACAAUGUUCAGCGAAUGAAGAAAAAAGAAUCUCAAAGAAGUUGCCUGAAGUUAAGGGAACUUCCUCGAUAUUGAAGUUUCUUUCACGGGGUCAAUCUGCCCUCCAUGAGAAAAGAAAAUCCAAUGAACUGAUUUGCAGUCAUCCAGGUCCAGGGAGUUCCUCGGAAGCAAACAGAGCUGAAGAGCUCAAUGUGCCUGCACAAGGUGCAGAUAGAAGCAGCACCAGCAGUGGUGCUGAACCCUCUGGCAGUAACGCAUGGAUGUUCAACGUUGAAGAUAUCGAUCCAGCAGUAGUGAAGGAGCUGCCGCCAGAGAUCCAGAGAGAAAUACAGGGGUGGACCCGUCCAUCGAAGCAGCCGAGCACCAAGCGACGGGGUUCUACCAUUUCUUCGUACUUCCAGCCCGCAAGGUCUUAGAAGUGUUGAUAUGCUAGUCCUUAGAUUGUUUAUUCUUCAUUCUUCUCCAAAAAAAACAGCCCCUGUGUGUAUUGUAAACUGCGUAGAGGGCUCAAGUUCAAGCCAGAUACGUUAACAGUUGGAUGGUAGCUUGUCAAGAGAAGGGUGAAUCCAUUAUUGUUCGCCUCUGUAAAUAUGAUGGAAAUCUGAAUAUCAUUGCAUGUGUAAACAACGAUUUGUUCAUGUCCCGUUUAA